Molecule: messenger RNA, 1296 nt
Organism: Pleurotus ostreatus (oyster mushroom)
Lineage: Eukaryota; Fungi; Basidiomycota; Agaricomycetes; Agaricales; Pleurotaceae
Exons: 10
Coding region: 1-1296 (431 amino acids)
Source: RefSeq, a predicted model, not a curated record
AUGCCGCCUUUCAACGUUUUCAAGGUCUUCGGUGGUUCCAACAAGUCUGCAAGCAAUGCUUAUCCACCACAAGGCGCACCCUCAUCGGUAUCUGGUCGGAAGCUUUCGCGAAGGAGGGAUAGGCAUUCCUCUCAUGCACAGCCGCCACAAAUGGCCUACCCUCCUACGCUCACCGUCAUAUCUGAAGACGAGUUAUCUCGUCACAUGUCCGUAAAUGAAGACCAUGGACACUAUGAAGCUGCACCCAGCAUGGCUCAUGGAUCGUAUAUGGGCGGCCACGACAUCCCCCCUCCCGCUCCGUCAGUCCUCAGCCACAGUCAGCUUCCCGUCGAACCAGGCCACCCUCGAGUGCGCCUGGUAGACCCCCCUGUACAGACCCACUAUGCUCAAUUCCACGAAGAACUCGAAGAUAGUGAAGCCACUCAGUCAGACGGCGAGGAUGGCCGAAAACAUAACCCGGAGAACAGAUCUACACAUUCGCGCUCUGUUCAUGGGCAAUCCAUCAGGUCGAACCGAGGGGAUCCUUAUAUGGGCAGAACACCAACACCUUAUCAUCCGGCGUCAGUUACGCACAGUAUCAGCGACACCCAACCACGCCCUAUCAUCAUAAACAACCCCGAACCCCCGCUCGCUCGAAGCUCUCGAACUCGAGACCGACAUCGAGACCACCCUGACGAGCAUGGCCGUCGCGCAUCGGCUAACGUCGCGACAGACGUUGAUCACAUGCCGUUUUCUAGCCAUCCACAGGGAACGUCCCCAACAACGCAAUACCCUCACUCCGGCUAUGGGCCUUCUACACAACCUCAGCGGCAGCAGGUACCAAGUGCCCAUCGUCGCACUACCCAUCGUAGCCGAAAGGAAUCCGCCCCGCCAUAUCUUGUUGGCCCAGAUGUCAACAAUACGUAUUGCUACAUUGUUCCCAGAGGCACCAAUGUAAUUUUCCAAGACGAGGAUGGACACGAAAUUACUAGGGUGGGCAAGUUCCAUCCAAUGUAUCCGUUGAGAGAGCCAUCGAACCCGGCGGUCAGGAAGCAUACUGUGCCGAUCGUCGUACAGGAUGAGUUCGGGCAGGAGCUCUACAGAACUGGGAGCAUCACCCAUAGGUCAUAUCCUGACCAAUCUGGGAGCCCAGUGAGAAGAAGUCCCUCCGUGACGCAACAUAGCUCACAACCAUUUCUCCCGUACCAACAUGGGGGCCCUAAUGUUGUUCUCGUCGAUCGGAGUGGACACCAAAUUCCCAUCGCUACAAAUCCAUACAGAACUACCCGAGACAUCCGAUCGGACCACUUCUAUUGA